AUGGCCAUUGCUAUGAUGACAUCAAUGAUGGAAUGGAGCAGUAUUCCAUCAUCGAUGUCACAGAUUAUGCAAUCUUUCGGAUGCGCCAGUCAACAAGUUAUCUCCCGGGAAAGUCCCGGCUCAGACGCUAAUCAGAUUCCGCUGAGCAUGGUGGUUAAACAAAGGCAUGUUUUGGAUGAAGGAACCGAUGACUAUAAGAUCAUCAUGCUCAACAGAAAAUACCUCAGUUUUAGAGUCAUCAAGGUCAAUCGAGAGUGUGUCCGUGGCUUGUGGGCGGGGCAGCAGCAGGAGCUGGUCUUCUUACGCAAUCGCAACCCUGAGCGCGGCAGCAUCCAGAACGCAAAGCAGGCUUUGCGCAACAUGAUCAACUCUUCGUGCGACCAACCCAUCGGGUACCCCAUCUACGUGUCUCCGUUGACGACAUCGUACGCAGACAGCAACAAGCAGCUCUGCAAUGUAAUCGGUCGACCGCUCAGUUUUGCCUGUAUCAGGGAGAAUGUUGCCAAAUGCUGGACAAGGUUAGUACAACGUUGUGUAGCUGGGUGUAGCAGUGGUGGUACUGUGAGGCGUAGUGGAGAUAAGGAAGAAGGCGAUACCAACCAACAAGGUACCGGGACAGGGAGCGGUUCUGGGGAUCCGACACGUCAACAGCAAAUGCAACAGCACAUGCAGCAACAGCAACAACAACAGUCACAGCAGCAAGGGGGUUCAGAGAGCGGCUCGGUACGCCAGACACCAGCCCACAGCCGAGGGGGAAGUGGGCAGGGUUCAAACCUCGGGUCAGGAAGGAGGCUGAACAUGGGGCGGGUCCCCAUAGCCAAUCUAGCCACCCUAAUGAUGGAGGACUACGGAGGGCCGGGGGGUAAAGAGUCUCUGCUCAACCACCGAGUUAAGGUGAGUGAAACCCAGGCAAAACUGCCCUGUUCACAUGUCAGAUGUGCAAUACUUUUCAAAACCUGUCACAGAAAUUAGACUUUUAAUAGUUUAGAGUGCAAAUACUUUUUUACAUGAUUUUUCACUUCAGUUGUUUUCCUUCACAUUUAAACAUUAAAAUACUCUUUUUUUUCAACUCCUUACUCUAAACAGUAUUUUCUUUUCUUUUGUAGGAAGAAACUAUUAUUAUUAUGUUUUUGGGGGGGCAUUAGCCCCAUUACCUCUCCCUUUUAAGUACUUUCUUCUUUUCAAAGUUGUAAGUUAAGAGGGAGAGAGAGGGCAACAUUUUAAAAAGAGUUGAUGAAAGAAAACUACAUUAUUACAUAAUUUCCUUCUCUCCCUAAGGAAGAGAAGAUAUUCAUACUUCCUGUGGCCCUAUCGUAUACCUUCAUAGAUAUGUGACUUGCCUAACUUUUAAUGGUUUAAUGGUAUAGUGAAAGUAAAACUGAAUACUUUCUUGUUUGGAAUAAAAUAUUUUAAAUGUUGAUUUUAGUUUGGCAAAGCUUCAUGUGAAAACAUGCACUUAAAAACAAGCUGUUUAAUGAGCGAUGUAAACUUUUAGUUAAGAAAUGACCCAGAUUUGUAUAUUAUUGCUGCUUCAUUAAACUCAACCUUACCACUUACAUGUAUAUCAAGUAGCGAGAUAUCUAAGCAGAAAACUUCCUUUUUCUCACAAAGAUUAUUAUUCAGAUCAUUGCAUUAGACCAGAUUAGACUUACAUAUAUAGACAAUGUCAGAGAAUAUCAAUCUCUUUUCUCAUUUCUGUACUGUUUAAAGUAAGUUGCGUGAAAUGUAGCUCUACAAUUCACAAAAGAGAUUGAAAAUGGAAGAACCCACCUGUUCAUAUAUCAUGCAUUUUUAAACAUUUUGUGCAUUUUAUAAUACAUGCAUCCCCACUGUUCAUUAUGAUAAGAGGCUUAUGGGUCGACCACUUUUUCCUAUGACAUACAAAUUAGCAUUGGCCACAAGUGAGAAUU
This is a messenger RNA of Lytechinus pictus (painted urchin), 1910 nucleotides long. RefSeq names its product pecanex-like protein 1. The transcript has 5 exons. Gene Ontology annotation, cellular component: membrane. Lineage: Eukaryota; Metazoa; Echinodermata; Echinoidea; Temnopleuroida; Toxopneustidae. The coding region runs from base 1 to 972 and encodes 323 amino acids. The record is from RefSeq and is a predicted model, not a curated record.